This is a messenger RNA of Oncorhynchus keta (chum salmon), 1608 nucleotides long. RefSeq names its product transmembrane 6 superfamily member 1. Gene Ontology annotation, biological process: regulation of lipid metabolic process; lipid homeostasis. The record is from RefSeq and is a predicted model, not a curated record. The transcript is spliced from 11 exons. Gene Ontology annotation, cellular component: endoplasmic reticulum membrane; endoplasmic reticulum-Golgi intermediate compartment membrane. Lineage: Eukaryota; Metazoa; Chordata; Actinopteri; Salmoniformes; Salmonidae. The coding region runs from base 391 to 1542 and encodes 383 amino acids.
AGGAUUUGAAUGUGUUCAUCUCAAAUGAGUUCAAACUAAAUAGAGAGUAGGCCUAAUGUAGUAGACCUAGUACAAUGUACAACCCAUAAACCCACACAUUUGCUUAACACACACGAAUGUGACUUAACCACUCAUUGCUUAACACACAUGAAUGUGAGUUAAGAGGCACGUGAAUUACCCCAUCUAAUGCGAUUUAUAUAAAUCUCUGACGAACCCGAAUUGCAUAACUUGCCCCAAAAGCUCCUAGUUCAUUAUUUCCCUGUAAAUAUGCUGUGUCUGCCCGAGGCCAACCAUAAUUUCAACAAUCCACAGGCCAAAACAGUGGCCAGACGUGGUCGGUGCUAGUGAUUCCCCAGGGACCCUUUGGCUGUUUCAUCUGCAGUUGAAGAGAUGGAGAGAUUAGUUUUCUUGUUUUCUCUGACUGCCCUUGUUGUCCUUCACUGCAUGAACACCACUCCAGAGUUCCAAGAGCCUGUUGUGAUACUGCAGAUUGGUAUUGCAGUGUUGGUGGUGGUGUGGUUCUUCUACUUCCUUAUCACCCGACGCAACCCGCCCAAAGACACCCUUUUCUAUGUGUUUGCUGAGUUUUCCUUCACUUGUGUUAUUGACCUUGUGAGUGCUAUGGAACAUGAUGGUUUUAUUUCCGGGUUCAUGGAAUUCUACCAGAAAACGGGAGAGCCCUAUCUGGGUACUGCCUAUGCCAUCAUGAUGUGCUACUGGGAUGGAAUAGUGCAUUUCAUCAUGUACCUCAUGAUGAUACAGCGCUUAUGGAACAGCAAGUCUUACCGCACCCUGGGUCUCUUCUGGGCUGGGUCGUUGUUUGCCAACAUGAGUGUCUUUGUGACAGGAAUUGUUGUAGGUAAAUUUGGAUCAGAUAUCCGUCCCGCCUUCUGGCUCAACAUGCCCUUCUUAAUGCUUCCAAUAUGGGGUGCGAUCAAGCUGUUCAACCAGCCCAAGAAUGGGCCAACCCUCGGUGGAUACAGGGCCCACUAUGAUCAGAGUUUUAAUCUCAUCUGGCGCCCUACAGACCUUCUCCUGGUGCUGCUGCUACUGGGGGCCAUGGCCUUCACUCUCUUCAGGGGCUUGGUAGCUCUUGACUCCCCUCUAGAGGCCUGUACCAUCUACCUCCGCCAGUACGAGCCCUAUCUGAAGGACCCGGUGGGCUACCCCAAGGUUAUGAUGUUGCACUUCCUGUUCUACAUGCUGCCUAUGCUGGGUGCCUUCAUCUACGGACUCGUAGUGCCUGGCUGCAACUGGAUGCCCGACUGGACUGUAUUUGUUGCUGGAGGCGUCGCCCAGUGUCAGUGGGCCCACAUUGGGGCAUCCCUCCACCCACGUACAGUGGCCCCAUUCCGGAUCCCAGAUGAGGCUUUCCUGGCUGUCCUGGCAGCCAACCUGCUGUACGCUGUGAUCCCCUCACUCAUCGCCAUGCGCUGCACCAGUAACACCAACUUCUUCUUGACCGUCACUAAACUUCCUGGGAUGGAGGGGAUGCCCUGGGUUCCUGAUGCUGACACCCUAGUUGAGAAGAAACACAAUUAAAGUUUACAUACUAAUAAAGUUACCAAUAAAGAUAUGCAAAUAGGUGUACAGAAUUGACUUCUAAUC